Pantherophis guttatus is the source of this 3991-nucleotide messenger RNA. It is a transcript of the gene RIPK2, whose product is annotated as receptor interacting serine/threonine kinase 2. The record is from RefSeq and is a predicted model, not a curated record. Gene Ontology annotation, biological process: positive regulation of canonical NF-kappaB signal transduction; innate immune response; regulation of apoptotic process. NCBI's taxonomy places the organism in Eukaryota, Metazoa, Chordata, Lepidosauria, Squamata, Colubridae. Gene Ontology annotation, molecular function: JUN kinase kinase kinase activity; ATP binding.
AUGGCCUCUGACUGCAGCAUGAGGACGAACGGCGGAGGCCCCGACGGCGGGAACAGUGCCAGUUGCUCGCCUUGCAACAUCAGCUACACCCUCCCCAUCAUCUCAUCCAACAAGCUCCCGGACCAACGCUUCGUCAGCCGUGGGGCCUACGGGACGGUGUCCUCUGCGCGUCACGCAGACUGGCGGAUCCCGGUGGCUGUCAAAUCCCUGCAGGGCAGCCUGUUAGAAAGUGAACGAGACAGUCUCUUAAAAGAAGCUGAAAUUUUACAUCAGGCAAGAUUCAGUUACAUUCUACCAAUUUUGGGAAUUUGCAAUGAACCUCAGUUUCUGGGUAUUGUGACAGAAUAUAUGCCUAAUGGAUCACUGAACCAACUUUUAUAUGAGAAAAACAUCUACCCCGACAUUGCUUGGUCACUCAGGUAUCGCAUUUUGUAUGAAAUUGCUUUGGGAGUAAAUUAUCUUCACAACCUGAGCCCUCCACUCAUGCACCAUGAUUUGAAGACCCAGAAUAUUUUACUUGACAGUGAGUUCCAUGUUAAGAUUGCAGAUUUUGGUUUAUCAAAGUGGCGCAUGGUGUCCAUGACACUUUCAAAAGGGGAUAAAUCAAUAUCUGAGGGAGGGACCAUCAUUUACAUACCACCUGAAUGUUAUGAUAGCAGCAAAACCCGUUCAAGUGUAAAGCAUGAUAUAUACAGUUAUGCCAUUAUUAUGUGGGAAGUGAUGUCAAGAAAAAAACCAUUUGAAGACGUUGUACAUUAUUUGCAAAUUAUGUUUACCAUGUCACAAGGGAAGCGUCCAGAUGUUGGGGAAGAGACUUUGCCCCUUGAUAUUCCUUACCGAGAAUUGAUGGUGUCUUUAAUGGAAUCUUCUUGGGCACCCAAUCCAGAGGAAAGACCAUCUUUUUCAAGGUGCUUAAUAGAUCUUGAAUCUGUGAUGAGGACCUUUGAAGAGAUACCUAUGCUUGAAGCAGUAAUAGAUUUAAAGAGGGCCAAAGCACACUAUGAGUGGAGUUGCGUUCAUUUGUCUAACAAGUUAUCCAGUGAUGAAUCAAUAUCUUUAAAUAUACCACUGAACACUAGUAUACAAGAGAGUUCCUGUUCAUCCCAAGAUGAUCAAUCUUAUCCGUCAAGUGUUCCCCAAAAUAUAUCAAAAAAGUGCAACCUCCUUUCAGAUGUUAAGGAUGAACCACACUCCCUGAUCAGUUAUGUUCCACAUUCCCAGAAUACUCAGUCUUGCAUAUCGCAACAAAGUUCUUCAUCUAACACAGAUAGUUCUAAUUCAUCAAAUUCCAUGCCAGGCUUGCUACAGAUAGCAGAAGCCAAUCCAGGCUUUAUAUUGAGGACUAUGCAGUCACAAGAUUUCGCUGUAGCUCAUAAUUGGAUCCAAACUAAAAGAGAGAAUAUUGUCCAUCAGAUGACCGACACUUGCAUUAACCAGUGUUUAGAUGCCCUUCUUGCCAGGGAUUUAAUCAUGAAAGAGGAUUAUGAACUUGUUAACACCAAACCUACAAGGACCUCAAGAGUCAGGCAACUGCUUGAUACUACUGACAGUCAAGGAGAAGAUGUCGCUAGAAUCAUAGUGCAAAAACUGAAAGAUAACAAACAGAUGGGACUUCAGCCUUACCCAAAUAUACCUCCUGUAUCCAGGACCACUUCUUUGCAUCUAUAAAUGUCAGGACUUGCAAUCUGGAUUUCUAUUUCUGAAGUACCUCUUUAUGUUUCUGAUGCAUGGUGCCAUACUGAGGGUCUUAGUUUGCUGGCUGAGGGGGAGGGCAUCUGGCAAAUGGAAGUAUUACACAAUGUUCUUACCAUUUUUAAAAAUAACAACACACUUGGACUUUCCUCACUGAAUACAUUUGUGUUUUGUGGAAUUGUUAAAAAGAAAAUAUAAAUUAUACAAAGAAUAUAAAAUACAAAAGAAUAGGCAACUCAAAAGGGCUUCCUAUCUUUUGAAGCAUUCUGUCAAUCAAAUCUGUCUUUAAAUAGGGAAGGAUUACUGGAUUAGUGAAUUAGUAGAAAUGUUCUAAAACACCACCCUUUAUAAAGUAUUUUAUAUAAAUAGGAAUGACUUCUACAUGAAUUUGCUUGUCUUUAACCAUGAGCUUUGUAGCAAAAUAGACAUGCCCUAUUUGGUUAUGUCGAACAUUGACCAGACCUAAUGAGACAAACCCCACAUGUAUUUUGGAAUGCAUUCACUACCGUUUGCAGCUUUGUAAAAGGGGGGGGGGGCAGUGGUCUGUAAACUCUUAUUGAAAGGAACAUGUUCUCUGUUUAAGAUCUUUAAAGAACAUCUCCAGACCAGUGCGUAAGAACAUUAAUUCCCCCGAAGAGCAGAACCUUGUGCAAAUGAAUUGUGCUGGAAUUUAGAAAAAAUCUAUAUGGAUUUCAUAGAGGCCCCAUUGAUUAUAGCUCAAAUUGUUCAUGAAUACUUUGCUAAGAUGGAAAGCAAUCCAUGUUCAGUGUACCUUAACUCAAAAGUAGGUGUGGCAAGGUGGAUAUAACAACCACUUCUGCUUCAAGAAGAAACACUUUAAAGACACUGAGGAACUGAAGAUAAGUGUGAACAAUGUCUCCUCUUCAUAAAAUGAAGUUGCAUUCCAUAUUCUAAUUCUGUUUAGGUAUGAGAGGGGAGGACAAUGGCAUCUUCUGAAAAGAGGAAAGGAUUCUUCAAGUAGUCCACCUAUGUGAUAAAUGGCAGAAGGAUAGAUUAUAGUAUAAAAUAUGUAUGAAUCAUAUAAAACCAGUCUGGUGUAGUGGUUUAGAUGUUGGGCUAGAAAACAAGAAGUGGCUAUCUAGUUGUAGUUCCGUCUUGGGCAUGGAGCCAACUGGGUGACCUUGAGUCAGUUACUCUCACAGCCCUGGGAAAGAGACAGUGGCAAUCCACUUCGGAAUUCUUGCCAAUAAAAUUACAGGGAUUUGUCCAGGCAGUGGCCAGGAAUCAAAUCUGACUCAAAGGGACCCCAAAAUAUUUCAUACAGUUAAUUCCUGAUUUACUAUCUAUCAUGAUUUAUAUGAACAAAUGCCUUUGAAGUUCUUCUCUUAUCCAGUUAAGCCACCAAGGAUUCUGCUGAAUAUAGUUUGGCGGAAUAGAGCAGCUAUGGCAGAAGAGAGACCAUAUAAUGUUCUUUAGUAACCAAAUAAGUUUUUUUUUUUUUAAUUUAUAGAAUCUUAAUUCACGUGUGACUGGUAGGAUUCAAAUACAGUUUCGUAUACAAAUGCAAAUUGUGGCUGAACUAAAUAAUUCCAACUCCAUAAUUCUGUUUCUAUAUAUCUAGAUGGUCCUUGGUUUAAAUAUUGCUACAGUUACAGAUUAUUAAACAAUAUUAGGAAGCCAAAAAUCUCUCAAUUUCAUCUGAUUGAUUGAUUGAUUAUGCGCCAUCAAGUCAGUAUUGACUUUUGGGGACCAUAUUGGUAAUUUUUUUUCAAAGUUUUCCUAACUUGGUCCUUUAGGUCUUCCAAUGGUAUACUUAUCUCCACUGUAAUCAAGUCCAUCCACCUUACUGCUGGUUGUCCUCUUUUUUCCUUCCACUUCUCCCUAUUUUAGAAGCCUUCUCUAGAGAGUUAGGGCUUUACUUAGUAAAGAUAGGAUAAUUUUAGCCAGGUCAUUUGUGCCUUGAGUGAAAAUUCUGGGCUGUUUUGUUUAAUGAUCCUCCCUCCACCACCCUGCCUCAGCUGUCCAUUGUAUUCUUUUCCUACAACAGAGUUCAAAAGCAUCAAUCAGUAUCUUGUUUCUUCAAAGGUCAUUCCUUAUUAACUACAAAAUGGGAGACAAUCUUGAUCCACUUGACAAUGUUGUAAGAAUCCUUGAGAACGCAUAUGGGAUAUUUUCAUAAAUGCAUUGGUGUACAACUUGAGGCUGUAGGGUUUCAUGUACUCCACUAAGUCUAAGAUGCAGCUCCCAGUAUCCCUUCAAAAUUAAUGAAUAUACUGUACAUGGAGUGAUAACCAGUAUUUAAUUUAAUUGUAUUAUAUUAAAAGAAUUUUUUUCCUAA